Diaporthe batatas is the source of this 1884-nucleotide messenger RNA. RefSeq lists its product as uncharacterized. The transcript is spliced from 2 exons. Lineage: Eukaryota; Fungi; Ascomycota; Sordariomycetes; Diaporthales; Diaporthaceae. The record is from RefSeq and is a predicted model, not a curated record. The coding region runs from base 361 to 1701 and encodes 446 amino acids.
GUGAGGUCAAGAUGCUUCCGGUCCGAGCGGUAAACAUUUUGCGGCCCACCGGGGCGUUCGGAAUGGACCUACCGAGACCGACACCGGGGCAGACCCCGCUAUCCCCACCCGUUUGCGCCGUGCAAUGCAUGUCAUGGUCGAGGACAUGGCUAAAUACACCUUCCCCUGAAACCUGGGCCGGUCAGAUUAGGAAAUACGCCGAGGGAUUUCUUAACCUCGGCCUCCAGUGAUUGGGGGUUAUCAGGGUGCUCGGAAUAUCUAUACCGUCUAACAUCUGGCGAUAUCAUCUGCCGGAAGCAGUCCUGGCGCCGAUCUCAUUCGUCUUCAUCUCAACACGCCUCUUCCCGCCGGGACUCCAAGAUGGCAAGCAACGAAUUGUAUAGGCUGACCGCCUGUCAAGUCGCAGCGGGCACACGCUCCGGCUCAUUCACCGUCGAGGAAUAUGCAAAAUCGCUGCUGGCCCAUAUCAAGGAGAGGGACGACGCCGUCAAGGCCUGGGCAUACCUGAGCCCAGAACAGGUCCUCGAACAGGCGAGACAGCUGGACAAGGUCCCGCCGGAGAAGCGAGGCCCCCUCCACGGCGUGUCCGUCGCAGUCAAGGAUGUCAUCUACACCAAGGACAUGCCGACGCAGCACAACUCCCCCCUCUACAAGGACAGCAACACCGGCGUGGACGCCGGGUCCAUAAUGAUCAUCCGCAACGCCGGCGCCCUCAUCCUGGGCAAGACCGCGACGACCGAGUUCGCCGCCACCACCGAGGGCCCCGCGACCUGCAACCCCCACGACACGAGCCGGACGCCCGGCGGCUCCAGCUCCGGCUCCGGCGCCGCCGUGGCCGACUUCCAGGCGGCCAUCGCGCUCGGGACGCAGACCGGCGGCAGCAUCAUCCGCCCCGGGUCGUUCAACGGCAUCUACGCGCUCAAGCCGACGUGGAACGCCAUCACGCGCGAGGGGCAGAAGAUCUUCUCGGUCAUCCUCGACACGUUCGGGCUGUACGCCCGCUCCGUGGGGGACCUGGAGCUGCUGGCCGACGUGCUCCAGCUGAGGGACGACUCGCCGCCGUUCCCGGGGUCCGGCGGGCAGCUCGAGCUGAGGGGGGCCAGGCUCGCGUUCGUCAAGACGGUGGUGUGGGACGGGUUCGUGGAGCCGGGCACCGAGUCGGCGAUGGCCAGGGCCGUGGAGCUCCUGAGGGCCCACGGCGCCGAGGUGGAGGAGAUCGAGUUCCCGGAGGAGCUGAAGGCGCUGCCGAAGUGGCAUAUGGUCGUCUUUAGGACCGACGGCCGGACUGCGUUCCUCCCGGACUAUCUUGUGGCCAAGGACCAGGUCCACGAGCAGCUGCACGAGCAUGUCGAGAACGUACACAAGCACACCCACGCCGAGCAGCUGGAGGCGUUCGACCGCAUGGCUGCGGCCAGGCCAAUCGCAGAUGCACUGCUGUCCAAGUACGAUGCGGUCUUGACUCCGUCUGUGCCGGGAGAAGCUCCGGUCGGGCUCAAGAGCACGGGCUCCGCCAUCUUUCAGUUGAUAUGGACGGCUCUUCAUGUUCCAAUUAUCAACCUUCCUGGCUUUCAAGGAGAGAAUGGUAUGCCUGUGGGAAUCUCAGUCGUGGCGCCGAGGUACCGCGACCGGAAGCUGCUGGCAGCGAGCAGAUCGAUUGGAAAGAUUCUCGCGGAAGAGGGUGGUUGGAAGUCGGGGCUGUAGCAGACACGACUCUUUAUGGCUUGUGAAUUCCCCAUUUUAAGACUUCAGUGUAUUGUAUACCCAAAUGUGGACAAACUCGCCCGGUCUAGUCAUAUCCGGGUUUGGGGAAAGCCAGGAUGCACGUGCGAAGUCAUUGGACGCGAUGAUAGAUAGUCCGGAUCAACAAUAUUACAAUGCACGGAG